ACACUAGUUACACAACCUUCAGACAGUAUAAAACGUCUACAAUAUUAACCCUCAUUAUACCUACUGACAAUCCCUGAUAAUGGUUCACACAGCUAUAUUGUUGGUUUCAUUGGUUUGUAAAACAGUACAGACAUUUCAUGUUAUGUCGGAACCAGAUCCCGGAUUUGAUACAUUUUUCACAACUAACUUGGAAGAGAUGCUGGAUGUACCUAUUCAUUUUGAUAAACCGCUACCAUCAUGGCUACGAGGUACUCUGAUCAGGAACGGAUUAGGGAUGUUUGAAGUUGGUCAUCGAAACUUUACCCAUUCCUUCGACGCCUUUGGUAAACUAGCCAGUUGGAAGUUUUAUGGUAAUGGGUCAGCAUCGUUUAGUACGAACUUUAUAAAAUCAGAUUUUUAUAAGGACUCCAUUGCCAAAGAUGACAUUGCUCCGUAUUUAAUGUUUGAAUCAGUCAAACCGUCUUUUAAUGAAUUUCAGAAAAUGGAGGCCCUGGUAAGGGGUAUAGACAAUAUGAAUGUUAACGUUUAUAGAUUUUUCAAUCGACAGGGUAAUAAUUACGAGUAUGCUGUUCUCAAUGAUUUUUGGAAAAUUUAUCAAAUCAACCCGACCAGUCUAGAUACAAUUUCACCAGUUACUGCAGAUCUGCCACAUAAAGGUCACUCCGGAAGUUACACUUUCUUAAGUUUUCUGUCUACAGCGCAUCCUCUUCCAGAAUACGGAACAUCGAAUCAUUUCACUUUUGUAAGCAGCGUCAGCCUAAUUCCAGGUAUCAAAAGUAGAAUUUCAUUAAUACGUAUAAAAUCAAUGGAAGAAAGAGAGGAAAUUGCUUCAUGGCCAGUCGAUCGAGUCCCAUAUAUGCACUCGUUUUCGGUAACUAAAAACUAUGUUAUCAUAUUUGCUGCACCAUUUUUUGUUAAUGUGAUGAAUAUGGUCCGAUAUGCAGCUCCAAUAAAAGGUUUAGAUUGGAAAGCAAAUGAACCAACAACCGUAUACGUAAUUAAUUUAAAAACAAAGGCUGUAACAUCUCUGGAAACAGACAAUGUUUUCACUAUGCAUCAUGUUAAUGCUUUUGAAAGUGGCAGUGAAAUAAUCGUUGACAUUUCAUCAUACCCUAGUCCCAACUUUGUUAAAAACUUAGAAGUUUCUAUUCUUAAGGAUCCUAUUAAACGCAAUUUAUUUGAUGCGCAUGCUUAUUUAAGACGAUAUAUAAUAAACUUGUCUAAAGAGAGUAUUAUGUUUGAACCAAUACAGGGAUCGAAAGCAGUACCGUUUUCUCACAAUUUAGACCUGCCUACGAUAAAUGAAAACUACAGGUAUAAAGACUACUGUUUUGUAUAUGGCCUAGUUCUAAAAAUAGACAAUGUUACUCUGAGUAGAGAGGCGAUUGUAAAGAAAGAUUUAUGCAGGGAUAACAAUGAUAAAUAUUGGUACGUUGAAAAUCAUUAUGCUUCCGAAGCGGUGUUCAUCCCGUCACCGACUAAAAAGACCGAGGACGAUGGGUAUCUGAUAGUGCCAAUUCUUGAUGGUUACCAGAAGAAAAGUUACAUUGCAAUCAUUGACGCAGUUUCUAUGGAAAUUAUUAACAAAGCCGAUUUGCCGACAUACGUUCCAUUUAAUCUUCAUGGUAGAUACUUUGAUGGUGUUCUGUAACAAACAAUAAUCAUUUUGUUAACAAAACAAUGCAGUAGAAGAUAUGACGAUCAAAGGCACUCCGAACAGUCUUAUGUAAGGUUGAACAGGGCUUCUCUGAAGAAUUGCGCAUAUUCCCAUUAUCGUGCUUUAUCAAUAAAUCCUAGUAUGAGUGACCUGAAAUGACCGGUCAACAAGCUGUAUCCAAUAUAUAGCUAGGAACAGAAGAACGAUAAAGAUAACCGACAUCAACAAUUGGUUUAACAACAUUUAAUGCGUAAUAUAUCUUUGUAAACAUAUUUAUUUUGUGAGAUCUGAAUCUGAAUGACCUUUAAUAUUAAAAGCAUAAUGUAUUUCAUUGA
Mytilus trossulus (common blue mussel) is the source of this 1992-nucleotide messenger RNA. RefSeq names its product beta,beta-carotene 15,15'-dioxygenase-like. Bases 80 to 1651 code for a protein of 523 amino acids. The transcript has 2 exons. Lineage: Eukaryota; Metazoa; Mollusca; Bivalvia; Mytilida; Mytilidae. Gene Ontology annotation, biological process: retinal metabolic process; carotene catabolic process. Gene Ontology annotation, molecular function: carotenoid dioxygenase activity; beta-carotene 15,15'-dioxygenase activity. The record is from RefSeq and is a predicted model, not a curated record.